AUGCUACCUCGAAGCCGUGCAAUCCAGGCCAUCAAGCCUGCCCUGAGACCUAUCCAACCCCUGCAGUCUGGGUCACGGCAGUCUAGAAGAGCCUAUGCGUCCACACGCCCAGAUGCCCCAGGGGCCUAUAACAGCAGGGUACCAAUAAUUGCCGUCGGAAGCGUCUUGGCCUUUGUGCCCUUCUACUACGUCUUCCACAGCACCAAGCCAGCGGCGUCCGGUAAUGCGGAGAUCACAGAGGCGAGGAGGCAAGGGAACCCGGCGAACGAGUAUCGGGAUCCUCGAGACAGUCCUGUCAAGACAUUGGAGCAGCAGAAGAAGGCGAGGGGGAGCAACUGA
Fonsecaea erecta is the source of this 339-nucleotide messenger RNA. RefSeq lists its product as hypothetical. Bases 1 to 339 code for a protein of 112 amino acids. The record is from RefSeq and is a predicted model, not a curated record. Lineage: Eukaryota; Fungi; Ascomycota; Eurotiomycetes; Chaetothyriales; Herpotrichiellaceae. The transcript is spliced from 2 exons.